Argiope bruennichi is the source of this 5526-nucleotide messenger RNA. RefSeq names its product DNA-binding protein RFX2-like. Bases 69 to 2789 code for a protein of 906 amino acids. Gene Ontology annotation, biological process: regulation of transcription by RNA polymerase II. NCBI's taxonomy places the organism in Eukaryota, Metazoa, Arthropoda, Arachnida, Araneae, Araneidae. The record is from RefSeq and is a predicted model, not a curated record. The transcript is spliced from 17 exons. Gene Ontology annotation, molecular function: RNA polymerase II cis-regulatory region sequence-specific DNA binding; DNA-binding transcription factor activity, RNA polymerase II-specific.
GCGACUAAAACGCCAUAAUUUGUGUUUUUGAGGUUUUCUGGAUUUGUUUGUGUAUAUGUUUAUAAGGUAUGCUGAAAUGUUUAGUUGCGGUUGAAGAUUUGGCAUUGAAUUCAAAACUUUUGAAAGAGAGUUUUGCUGUGGUUGCCAUGGCAACUCAGAGUUUCAUGUCAGACAUGCAGGCUCUGAGUAUUCAGCAAAAUUCUCCUGUCCCACCACCACAACAAUCCCCUCAAACCAGUAUCAGUCAAUCUAAUCAAACUCAGUCAAGUCAGUUUAUAUUUCAGGCUACGCACAGCCAAACUCAGACUUUAGAUGUACGAACACAAACUGUGGUAAGUACAUCCCUUCCAGGAUCUGUCACCCAAGGAAGUCAAACUUCUCAAAAACAACAGCAAACCAUCCAAGGAGUAUCAGUGUCAUCCGCUUUAGCUACUCAAGUUGUUGUUGCCACUCAUUCUCCACCUAUUUCUCAAGGUCAGCAACAAGGAGCUGAGGCUGUUGUUCAAGCAACUCAGUCCUCUGCAGCUUCUCAAUUCAUAGCAGUGACAGUUUCAGAGCAUGAUAAUCAAGAAGGUGGAGUCAAUUUGCAAAAUCAGGCAGUUCAUCCUACUUAUGUUCAAUAUGUUGAUAGUGCAGAGCCAAAUAUUUAUGCUGGAAAUAAUGGCCAAAUGGCUGGCUAUUCUGUGUAUAGUGUGACUGAUGCAUCUGCUAUGUAUACUCCAGCAACAGCUGGGUAUUAUACUGGUGGCAAUGGUACUCCUGUGACAUAUUCUCAGUUGAUAGAUGACAAUAAUUAUAAAGUACAAGGCCAGGUUAUUGAGGCAGCUGAUGCUCAUCAUAACCUAGCUCCUGUUUCAGCUGCUGUUACUUUAACCAAUAGGAUAUCUCCUGUAUCUGAAGACCAGCGGAAAGUUGCAGAAAUCAUAUCUCCUUUCACCAAUGAUCAGUGUGUGAUACAAACUCUUCACAGCCCCCACGAUACUUCUCAAUUGCAGCUAACAUCUCAGCAAAACCAGACUCAAUCCCAGCCAACCCACCAUUCUCAACAUCAAAAUGUGCGUGACAUGGACAUCAUUCAUGUGCAAUGGUUAAUUGACAAUUAUGAAACGGCUGAAGGUGUCAGUCUUCCGAGAAGCACUUUAUAUAAUCAUUAUUUAAGACAUUGUUCUGAGCAUAAGCUAGACCCAGUCAAUGCCGCCUCUUUUGGAAAGUUAAUUCGUUCAGUUUUCCUUGGAUUACGCACUAGGCGACUAGGGACAAGAGGAAAUUCUAAAUACCAUUAUUAUGGCAUUCGAGUAAAACCCAAUUCACCUUUGAACCAAAUAUCUGAAGAAAAUUCAGGGAUACGAUCACAAACCCUAAGUCAAAUCAAAAAUCGCUUUAAAUCAAGUCUGCCUGCAAAAUCCGAAAGUAAUGAUGGUAGCAGCACUUCUAGUACUGGAGGUGUGGCCAGUCAGACAGAAAGUGUUCCAUCUCAACCUGCACCGGUACCAACACAUCAACAUCAACAGUAUUUAGGAGAUGCAUCUGCUGCUAUUCCAAACUUCAUUGAAAUUGACACAUGCAAUUACCCUUUACCUGAUGGAAUUACUUUGGAGCACUUAGAAACAUUCAAGAUGCUUUAUAGAGAGCAUUGCGAAGCCUUUUUAGAUGCUGUUGUUAAUUUGCAGUUUGCUAUGGUUGAAACUCUUUGGCAGACUUUCUGGCGAACUUAUAAUAGAAGGGAUCAGGAGAAAAUAAUGAGUAAAACCAAGUUUUUCCAACUAUGUAAAUUUGAACCUGUUUUGCAUUUCAUGCGUAAAUCUGAUUAUCAGUUCUAUCAAAAUUUAGUAGAUGUACUUAUUCCUGAUGUUUUACGUCCAAUACCUAGUUCAUUAACACAAGCAAUUAGAAAUUUUGCAAAGUGUUUGGAAACAUGGCUUUCAACAGCAAUGACUGCCUGUCCAGAAGAAGUAACUAAAGUUAAAGUCAGUGCAGUAAGUGCCUUUGCUCAGACUCUGAGACGUUACACAUCUCUAAACCAUCUUGCCCAAGCUGCCAGAGCCGUCCUACAAAACUCUUCACAAAUUAAUCAGAUGAUGGCAGAUUUAAACAGAGUAGAUUUUCAUAAUGUUCAGGAACAAGCAUCAUGGGUUUGUCAAUGCGAUGAAAAUACUGUUCAGCGUCUUGAACAAGAUUUUAAAUUGAUUUUGCAGCAACAAAAUUCUCUUGAGCAGUGGGCUCAGUGGCUAGAAGGAGUGGUAGAUUUAGUUUUGCAGCCAUAUGAAGGAAAAAAUGAUUUUCCUAAAGCAGCUCGCCAAUUUCUUUUGAAAUGGUCAUUUUACAGCUCUAUGGUCAUUAGAGACUUAACACUACGAAGUGCUGCCAGUUUUGGUUCUUUUCACUUAAUUCGCCUUUUAUAUGAUGAAUAUAUGUUUUACCUGAUUGAGCAUAGAGUGGCAAAGGCUAUAAAUGAAACACCUAUUGCUGUAAUGGGAGAAUUCAUUGGCUUAGGUGGAAAAGUGAAUUCGCUGAACAAUGAGUUUGUCCUCAGUUCUGUUAAGAACAUGUCUCUUUGUGACUCCAGCAACAAGACCAUUGUAGAAAAUGGUACUCUCAAUGAAUCUAACUGCAGUAUAUCUCAGGAUAUUUACAGCAGCAAUGCUGCCAUGACUAAUGGACUUAAGGAGGCAGCUGCUUUGCAAGCAAGCCUUAUUGGACAACCACAAGUGCGAUUCAUGACCUCUGUUUCUGAGGCAGGAAAUGGUGAAAAUAUCACUCACAUCAAUAAGAAACUGAAAACAGUUUGACGAUGUUUCAUGGAAAUGAUAUUCAAUUUUCUUUCAGACAUCAUUUCUGCAUCAGACCUCUAGGUAAUGUGGAAAUUGUUGACAGCAUCCCAGUACAUCUGUGUAUGAUCACUUUUGUUAAAAAAAGAAAAUGAGCUAUGCAUUUAUUGUUACUUGCAUGGAUGCUACUAUGAAAGAAAGUAUAAAAGCAUACGUUUAAAUAUAUACUAAAGCAUUUCCUUUUUGCUUUACUAAAAAGAAAAGAAAAAAAAUCUUUUUUUUAAUCCGUUUAUCUGCAAUGUAAGGUUUAAGCUGAUCCAAUUUCCAUAAAUUGCUUCCAGCACCAGAAAUUUUUUCCAGAUUUUCUAAGGCAUACUAUUUCUUCUUUCACAGAAUAUCAUCUGAAAAGAAAGAAAAUUAUUGUUAAUUUUUAAAAAGAAAUUUGUGUAUUUUUAAUGUACAGUUAUAAGCAAAAUGCUAGCUAGAGUUGAAAUUAUUGAUAUUUUUCUUACUCGGCUAUUAUCUGUUGUUCAGACUGAAACCUGUGAUUCUCAGAUAUUUAUAUUACACAAGUCAUUAUUUAUUCGUAAAAAAGAAACUUGCCAGAUUUAUUUUUUCUUAUAUUUUGUUUAAAAUUUUAAAAAAGUUUAUGUUCCUAAAAUAUUAUUUAUUGAUUACAGUGUAUUUAAAUUGUUUCUGAUUACAUUUUCAUUUCCAGUAUAACAAAUUUCUUGUUACAUGUUAUUGAGUUUAUCAUAACCAAAAUGUAGAGAUCAUUCAGAAGUACUACUCUAGAAUUUAUGGAUAAAUUACUGAGUUAUUUUGAAUGCUAAAUGUUAAUCUUAAGUAUUGCUAUUAUUAUAGGUGCAUAUAUAUGUGUAUGUACUAUAUAUUAAUUGAUUAAUAGUAUUAUAUUGCACUCAUAAAUAAUAUUUAAAAUGAUCAAAUCCCAAUAAUUAUCAGUGGUUUGAAUUAUGACCAUUAUAUGUUAAAUAUUUAUAGUUGAAAAUUCCCAUCAAUUGAAAUUAGCAUAAUAAUAUAAGCUUAAUUUUAAUGGCAUUAAUUUCUGCUACCUGUGAUAAUUAUAAUUGUCUUUACCUAUUAUUAGAAAUUUAAUUAUGUUCACAUUUAUAAAAUCAAAAUAUCUUUUGCCUUAUCUGUACCCAUUCAUAUUUUCUUAAAAGAGAUAUUCCUACAUUGAUCUUGAUUCACUGAAUGCUAUGUGACUGAUGUAAAUUUAUAUAUUUAGUUAUGAAGCAUAUCGUAGGAAAUAAGUGCUUCAUGUAUAUGACAGUUAGAUUAUAUGCCCAUAUUAAUUUCAUUUUAAAAAUCUAUAAAUUCUAGAGUAUAGCUUGGUGUAAAUGUUAGGUAUUACUGGCUUCACUGUUAUUUUCAUUGUUAAAAUGUGAUAUCAUUUCUUUUUGUUCCAUUUUUUUAUAUACAUUUAUAUACAACUGUCCUCCUUAUUGUCUUCAAUGUAAUUAUUGUUCCUGAUUGAUAGAAUGAAAUGAAACUUAUCUAAGUCAUUAUUUUUCAUUACUUGUAUACAUAUCAUAAAAAGUGCCAUUUCCAUGAAGCAAAGCACUGUUUUUAUUAAUGAUAUAUAUUGAAACAGACUAAAACUCUUCGGUUUCAUUUUGUCUUUUUGAGUAAGCAUUCCAUUGUGAGUUAUAUUUAAUUUUUUUAGUCAGGCAUACCAGAACAUACAAGUUAUAUUGUAUGUCUAUUAUAUGUAUGAAAAUGUAAUUAUUAUGUUAAAAAGAUUUUCUUGUCAUAUUUACUGUUUUAAUGUCAUCGUGGUUGUGUAGCAUUCAUAAAAAAUCUGACAGAAAUGCAUUAUAUCAUACCUGUAAGGAUACGAAAUACUGCAGCAGUGGUAUUAUGAUAUGUAUGUUUUUGUGUUCUAGUAUGUAUAAAAUCAUAUAUACAUAUACACACACUUACAAAUGUAUACAAGUUUAUAUAUUGUAAUGUGCUUUUUCUGGUGUAAUAUUUUUGUUCCAGGAUAUGUUUGUGAUUUACUUGUACAUAAAAAAAAUCACUUAUUGCAUACUGUAAAAGAAUAAUAAUCAGACAUUGCUUCAAUGUCACACAAGUACAAUACUUUCAGAAGAUUUCAAAGUGAAACAUUAUUAUAAUUUUCUAUCCCAUGUCCCUUGUGUAGAUUUUUAAGGCUUUGUAAUGCAUUGUGCAUGAAGUGUACCUUAAAUGACAAACUAUGUGCAUUAGAUAUUAUAUGUACAUAGUUUGAAGCCAUAUAUUCACAUGACUGUGUCAUUACAUAAAUACACAGUCAUGUAGUUAGGUUUCUGGUGUUGAAAAAUUGUACAUGAGAAAUAUCCUGCUCUGUGUAAUUAGAACAGUUGUUUCUGUGACUAUUUCAAGAAAUUCUAAGAAUGUUAAAUUUAUUGUAAACUUUUUGAAUCUACUUCAAAAAUGAUAUUUAAAAUACACUUUAUUAUCUAAAACGUGAGUACAUUAAAUAUCUCUAAAAUCUUUUUCAUGCUUGGUCCCCCCCCCCCCUUCUCUGAGACAAACAUUUCUGUUGUAUAUAAAUAUGGUUUUUCUAAAAAAUAUAAAUUCAAAUAUAAGGUCUUUUUGUGUGAGAAUACCUUUUUUAUUUUGACUUUGUAAAAGUCAAUUUUUUCCCAUUAUUAUAAUGGUUUUUAAUUAUUUUUGAAGUUUGCUUUUCUUCAUUUUUACAUCCUUAUAAUUUUCUAUAUACUUCAUUUUUUUCAGAUAAUUAUUGUAUUUGAAU